Messenger RNA from Mycena indigotica, 333 nucleotides. RefSeq lists its product as uncharacterized. Lineage: Eukaryota; Fungi; Basidiomycota; Agaricomycetes; Agaricales; Mycenaceae. The transcript is spliced from 6 exons. Gene Ontology annotation, cellular component: U12-type spliceosomal complex; U2 snRNP; catalytic step 2 spliceosome. The record is from RefSeq and is a predicted model, not a curated record. Gene Ontology annotation, biological process: mRNA splicing, via spliceosome. The coding region runs from base 1 to 333 and encodes 110 amino acids.
AUGUCCAAGCAUCAUCCAGACCUCAUUAUGUGUCGCCGCCAGCCGGGCAUCGCAAUCGGCCGUUUGUGCGAAAAAUGCGACGGUAAAUGUCCGGUCUGCGACUCGUAUGUGCGCCCAGAGACCCUUGUCCGCAUUUGCGACGAAUGCAACUUUGGCAACUACGGCGGCCGAUGUAUCAUUUGUGGUGCUCCCGGUAUCUCUGACGCCUACUACUGCGCGGAAUGCACUCGACUCGAGAAGGACCGCGACGGAUGUCCCAAGAUAGUGAACCUUGGGGCGAGUAGAACGGAUCUCUUCUACGAGCGUCGUAGGCUGGGUUUCAAGAAGGGCUGA